Messenger RNA from Seriola dumerili (greater amberjack), 1514 nucleotides. RefSeq names its product chromosome unknown C16orf58 homolog (gene rusf1). The record is from RefSeq and is a predicted model, not a curated record. NCBI's taxonomy places the organism in Eukaryota, Metazoa, Chordata, Actinopteri, Carangiformes, Carangidae. Bases 151 to 1458 code for a protein of 435 amino acids. The transcript has 14 exons.
AAACAGGACACGUCGUUGUGGGUGCGAUAACACGUCUGUGCAGCCAAAAUGGACUAGUAUUAAAUAUAUUCCAAUACAUUUCAGACUGUAGUGUUGUUCCGUUUGUUAGUUUAGUCACCGUCCAUCUGUUUUUGGCCUCAAGCAGCCUGAAUGGAGAACGACAUUGGUGUGGUUUUGGCCACAGAGAGAUACGGCAGUGCAGAGUCCUGGAAGUAUUUUGCAAGGGAUGGAGUGGUGGAGAGAAGGAGGGAUGGCAGCAAGGGUGAAUCCAGAGGAAACUCUAUUGUUGGGGUUUUUAAAAGUGUGUUUCUGCCUCAAGGGUAUCCAGAGAGUGUCAGUGAUGAUUACCUGCAGUACCAGUUUUGGGAUACAGUGCAGGCUUUCUCCAGCUCACUGUCAGGGACUCUGGCCACUCAGGCCUCUCUCAGAGGAGUCGGAGUUGGAAACCAAGAGGCAACAGUGGCUGCAGCCACAGUCACCUGGUUAUUAAGAGAUGGAACUGGUAUGUUGGGAAGAAUCCUCUUCGCCUGGCGGAAAGGGACAAAACUGGACUCUGAGGCCAAAAAAUGGAGGAUGUUUGCCGAUGUUCUCAAUGACAUGGCCAUGUUCAUGGAGAUAUUGGCUCCACACUUUCCUGCUUGCUUCACCUUGAUUGUGUGUACUGCAGGGGUAUUCAAGUCCAUUGUCGGAGUGGCAGGCGGAGCGACCAGAGCUGCUCUGACUGUUCAUCAGGCUCGCAGAGACAACAUGGCUGACAUCUCUGCUAAAGAUGGCAGUCAGGAGACUUUAGUGAAUUUGGCUGGACUGCUGAUCAGUUUGAUUCUCAUCCCCCUAAUCACUGAUAAUCCAGUACUGACUCUCAGCCUCUUCUUCCUCUUCACCAUGCUCCACCUCUUUGCCAAUUACAAGGCUGUGCGUUCGGUUGUCAUGGAAACCUUCAAUGAGGCGCGACUUUCGAUCGUGUUACAGCAAUACCUGAGAGACAAACGAAUCCUGAGUCCACUAGAGGCCAAUCAGAGAGAGCCAGUUUUCUUGGAAUUUACGAAAACGGUGCCAAUCAGACUCGGAGUGAGGCUACAGGAGGUUGUACAAAGCCCGGAGGAACUUCAGUUGGCUUUGAAGAACAACAACAUGCCUUACCUCUUAGGAGUGAGAAACGCUGUCUACCUCCCAGGGUGCAUAUGUGUUUGUUUGGGACCAAAAGCAUCAGUACAUGAUGAAAUCAGAGCGAUGUGUCAGGCUGUGUGGAUCAGCAGCACGAUGAGCCCUCCAGCUCACACAGAACCCCCUACACAACAGCAGCAAAGUCACUGGGAAAUGGUGCAUGAGAGCCACAAACUGAUGGACACAAUUUUCAAUCCAUUUCUCAAAGGUGUGGAAGCUGCAGGAUGGGACACAAAACGAACUCUGCUGGACUGGGAUGAAUGGAGGGUUGAGUGGAAAUCUAAAAGCAACUGAGCUUCUCAUUGUUUAUAUCACAUUGUUUAACAUUUAUUAAACAAUUACAUUUUUAA